Molecule: messenger RNA, 8380 nt
Organism: Pecten maximus
Lineage: Eukaryota; Metazoa; Mollusca; Bivalvia; Pectinida; Pectinidae
Product: filamin-A-like
Biological process (GO): actin cytoskeleton organization
Molecular function (GO): actin filament binding
Source: RefSeq, a predicted model, not a curated record
GCGAGCCGCUCAACGUCAAUGAAGGGAGACACUGUUCACACCCAUAUAUACAAGUACAGUGUAGUGCAGAGUGGUGUCCUAACGUUUACAGAAAACGUCUGCAGCCCGACCGCGGGAAACACCAGGCCAGGACAUCUUAUUGUUAAUUAGCGGCCCAAGGCAAAUACCUGCUUGUCAAAUCGAUAGCGCGAGAGGGCUGCUUUCAUCUCAACCGGUCCGACUUGAAAUUGAGUCCAGUGUGUACCUGUGUGCACGACGGACGGAGGCAGAAACAAGUGAAAAUGUCGUUCGUCAACAGGGCGUUAUCUCGGGAGGGGCAUGCUGCCAUGAGUAUGAGAGGAGAGACUGACAGAUGGAUUCUUAUUCAGAAAAACACCUUCACUAACUGGGUAAACGAACAGCUAGAGUUGGAGGGAAGCCCAAGACUCGCAGAGGAUCUCCAAACCGCCUUUGAAGAUGGAGUUUUACUUUGUGCACUUAUUGAAUCUCUACAAGGACAGAAAAUUGGACGGGUGAUUAAAAAACCCCUGAACCACCAUCAGAAUCUGGAGAACUGCACCCUCGCACUGGCAGCUAUCGCCAAUGAUAACGUGCGACUGGUCAACAUCGGCAGUGACGAUAUUUCCAAUGGUAACCUGAAGUUGAUUUUGGGAUUGAUAUGGCAUCUUAUCCUGCGGUACCAAAUCGGCAAGACCAAGUUCCCCGCCAAAAAGUUGAUGUUAGCUUGGUUACGGGCUGUAAUUCCAGAAUGCAACAUCACAAAUUUCACUUCCUGUUGGAAUGAUGGCGUCGCUCUCCAUGCACUUGUAAAUUACUGCAACCCUAACAUUGAGGAGGCAGCCAACUGGAGAUACCUCAGUCAUAGUGAUAGUCUAAACAACUGUAGCAAUGCCAUGAAUCUGGCCAAGAAGCACUUUAACAUCCCUUUAGUGGUACGUCCUGAGGAUCUGUCCAGUCCUGACCUUGAUGAACUCUCCGGAAUGACUUAUCUGUCAUACUUCAUGAAGAUUGACUCACCGGGCUACAAUGCAACCAGGAACAUGGUCCGCAACCUUCUCAAGACUGGUAGCUUCAACAACUUCACGGACGACUGGGCUGACGGCAGACUUCUGUGUAACCUAGUUACCUCCCUUGGAGAGCCGACUUCACCUGUUGGGAGUCCAGCAGAAAACUUACAGUUAGGUAUUGAUGCGGCCCGUAGACUCGGUGUGGAGCCCAUCCUCACUUCCAAGGAGAUGUGUGACCCCGAGGUGGACCAUAUCGGGAUCAUGGCAUAUGCUGCAUACUUCAGCAACUUCAAACCUGUCCGCACUGCAGCAGAAAAAGUUGUAAUGGAAGCAGGACCGAGGAAUGUCUUUGUUGACCAGGAGGCCGAUUUCUCACUUCGUAUUGACGAUCCUGAACUGACCGCAGGAGAUGUGCGGGCCGAGAUAAAGGGACCGGACUCCAAUCCUACAGUAUACUUCAACUGGGUGGGAAGUCGUACUACGGGAACAUUCACCCCUACAGAGACUGGGCACCACAGGCUGAAUGUUUUUUGCGAGAACUCCCUCAUUGUUGGAUGUCCAGUGUCCUUCAAGGUCAUAGCUGAUAGGUCAAGGGUCAGAUACAUCGGCCCUGACAGGUGUGCUGCGGGUCUUAUCUCUGAACUUAAGGUUGAUGUGACGAGUGCAGGACAGGGCGACAUCCAAUGUGAGGCAAGAGCACCUAAUGGACGUACCCAAAACUUAGCAGCUGUUUAUCGUAACGGCAAUUAUGUGAUGCACUUUACACCAUCAGAAGUUGGUAUCUGGCAGGUAUCCGUACUGUAUGAUGGAGAACACGUUUCGGACAGUCCAUUCAAUGUGACUGUGUUUGAUCCAUCUAAGGUCCGUGUAUACGGACUGGAAGGAGGUGCUGUUGGAAUGGGACUCAAAUUUCAUGCUGACACGUCGGAGGCUGGAACAGGGGAGGUAACUGUACAGGUGUCAUGUAACGGCUCACAUGUCCCCGCCUAUAUCCAUCAGGACAGAGUAGGCCUGUACAGCAUUGAUUUCACGCCCCAGGGGGCAGGCACAUACAGGGUCGAGGUCUACUUCAGCGACGCAGAGGUCAGAGGUUCCCCCUACACACUGGAGAUUGUCGACUCGGCCCAGGUUACCGUUUCUGGGGAUGGUCUCACCUUGGUUCCAGUCAACCGCACAGCAAGCUUCGUCGUUGACACACAAGGAUCCGGGUCUGGAAACGUAGAUGUGGAAAUAAUGGCGCCAUCAGGCACCAAGGUAAAAUCCAAGGUUAAUAAGGACAGAGGCAGACACCAGAUUGAGUAUUCUCCCGAGGAAUCAGGGGACCACCAGAUUUUUGUGUCGUUCUGUGACCAACCCCUGCAGGGAAGCCCCUUCGUCUGUCAUGUGUAUGACGUAGGCCAGGUGGUCAUCUCAAAUAUGCCGAAGUCUGCCUCCAUUGGGAAGAUGGUCAAGUUCCAGAUUGAUGCCUCCAAGGCGGGGUCAGGUAACAUAGAGAUCAUGGUGAAUGACGGCCGAAUUCCAUGUAGUGUUCAGAACCUGGGCAAUUACUGCUUCAAUGCGUCCUUUGUUCCUGACAAUAUUGACCCACAUAACAUACAGAUGAGGUUCAACAAUAAACCUGUAAAUGGCAGUCCCUGGAAGAUCCCAAUCCUGGACAUGAAGAAAGCAUUGAAGAUCAGAAGUGAGGCUGACUAUUAUGUGCUGUGUGAUCAUACUGCCAAAUUUGAGCUGGAGUUUGACGGAGAUUUGAUGGAAACGUUUGAUAUAAAGAUCACAGCUCCCAGUGGUGGGACGGUGCCGUUCAACCUUGUACAGGGUAACGGUCAACAGACUAUAGAGUAUGUUCCAGAACAGGUCGGUGACCACCGAAUUGACUUGAAGUACAUGGGAAAUGAUGUGGACGGCAGUCCUUUUACUGCCAAGGCAUACGACUACGUCUGCUAUCAUCAUUACACCUCUCAGAAAUGGAUUGGUUGGAUCAUCCUUUUUGAUGUGUCACAAGCUGGGGAGGGACAGCUUGAGAUUAUGGUGAAUAACGGUAACCUUCCCAACACGGUGGAGCUGGAACGCCCCAGUGUAUACCGUAUCACAUUCACCCCCACCAGUGCCGGCAAGCAGUAUGUUGAUAUCAACUUCAACAGUGAAUCAUUGCCAGGUUCUCCAUUCUCCUGCCUGGCAUAUGACGGUGCCGGCGUGACGCUGACCGGAAUGGACAACGUCAUUCCCGCUAACAGGUCCACUUCCUUCAACAUCCAGUGUGAGUCCGAUGAGGUGGAACCGGAAGUCGAAGUUAGCUCUGUAUCAGGUGUGAAAGUUCCUGUCAAAGUCAUGUCAGAUGGCGAGGAGAAAAUUGUCACAUACACACCUAAAGUUACAGGAGAGCACACCAUUGAUAUCAAGGUAGGCUAUCAUCAUUUAGGUGACAGUCCCUACAUGGUCAAGGUCUUUGACCCGAGGAAUGUCAAGGCCAUUGAUAUCCCAAAGAAAUGCUACACAGGAAAUCCCUGCUCAUUUCAAGUUGAUGCUACUGCAGCUGGGGACGGUAUCCUGGAGGUCGUAAUUCUAUGUGAGGGGAAGACCAUACCUCACAAACUUACCUCCCUUGACAAUGGUUUCUACGAGGUGGACUUCACAGGGACAGAGCCUUAUCGUCAUAGGGUCCACAUGACACUGAACGAUGAACUUGUCAAAGGGAGUCCAUUCUGGGUAGAAUAUGUGGACGAGAUGGAGGAAAUGCUGGCUGAGUUUGAACGGCAACAGUUUGUACAGAUGCGUACUCUGGCGGGCAUAACAUUCAAGGGCACGGCCGAGAUGGUAGAUCAGUUCAGUACCGAAAUCAUAGCACCAAGUGGGAGCAAAUUAUCUGCGAAGAUCCGGGAGAUGAGGCCGGGUGCCUACUGUGUGGAGUGGAAACCAACAGAGGUUGGGAGCCAUCUUGUAGAGGUUUAUUUCGCUGGAAAUCUCAUCCCAGGAUUCCCCAGCGUUGUCAAGGUGUUCGACACUAACAAAGUCAAGUUGCUGACUCAGCUUGGCAGAGCCGAGGUUGGAGAGUUGUAUGAGUUAACAUUUUUGGUGGACGAGGCUGGUGAAGGUCGUUUAGAGGUCGUAGUUGAGUGUGAGGGGGAGACAAUUCCCAGUUUUGUUGAGAGAAGGAAGGAGGGACAGCUGACUACAACCUUUACUCCUAGGGUCGGAAAAAAACACCUGGUCACGAUCACCUUUAACGACCAACAUGUUCCAGGUUCUCCAUUUACUAUCCAGGUUGAGGAUAUGGAGGAGAGGGUGACUAGAAUCGAGGAGACAGUAGUUACCUCAUCUGUAACUAAACCCCUGUCAAUCAACGUCCACACACGCCACCUUCAGAUCGACCAGCGCCAGUGGUUCGUCCUGGAGACAUAUGGAGGCGACAUUGAUUCACAGAAUCUUCAAAUACAGAUUAUAGCGCCAAACGGCAUUGGUAUACCGGCUCGCCUUGUAUCGCAGUCUGGAGGCAACUUCCGUGUGGAAUGGACCCCAACUACACCAGGUCGACAUCGUGUGGAGGUGCAGUUUGCUGGUCGCCAGAUUGACGGUAGUCCAUUCUUUGUUGAUGUGUUUGACCUACUUUCCAUCCGAGUCAACAACUUCCAGCAGGGAGGAGUUGGUGAAGACGCCAGCUUUAAUGUGGACUUGGCUGAUGCUGGGUCAUUAGAGAGCAGCAUACGAGUUGUCAGUCCCUCCGGCCGAAAUGUCAAAUGCAGCGUGGGUGGAGAUUACCUUAAGUCAGUCACCUACGUACCCGACGAAGGAGGACCACACAAUAUCUACAUCACUUACGCAGGGUUUGAGUUACCAGGUUGUCCAUUUAUACAGAACAUUGACGAAGGUGGCCUUCCAACUGCUGAUGGAGAUGGACUUUAUCGUGGAGAGGAGGACAAUGUGGCUACAUUUUACGUCAAUGUUGGAAAACGGCGGGGAGAACUCGGGGUACAGGUGGACGGUCCAAACUCCAUUGCUAAGACAACGAUUGAACCUGCCGGAGAUCAGUACGUGUGUACUUACACUCCUGUUGAGGUGGGUGUGUUCACCUUACAGCUUCAGUGGAACGGCAAAAAUCUCCCAGGGAGCCCCUUCCACCCUAAGAUAGUGGACCCACGGAAGGUUAAGAUUUACGGUGGAUGGCAGCAGUUCAUGGAUAGCCAGGAGCGCGUGAAACUGAUUGUCGGGGAGGAGAAACGCCUGGUGUUUGAUGUGUCACAAGCUGGUCCAGGUAUAAUGAAGGCAGAAGUUCAGGGUCCCUCCUCGUCCCUCCCUGUUAUAGUGGACAGUCACACUGUGGGACAGAAUGUCAUCUGUUUUACCCCCGAGGAGGAAGGUAAUCACUACAUCCAUUUGUUCUGGGCCGAGCGUACACUUCCUAACUCGCCAUUCAUCGGCUACGCUGUUCGUGUCUCUGCUGACGCCAACAAGGUGAUCCUGACUGGGCGUGGCCUGAAGGAGGCUAAAGUUCGUGAGGAGGCGGAGUUUGUUAUUGAUGGGUCCCAGGCCGGGUCUGGUGUACCAGAAGUAACUCUGUCAGGAGUUCGGGCAGAGAUCAGCAAUAGAGUUGUCCCCCUUGGCAAUGGACGUUUCCACUGCACCUAUACACCGAUUAUCCCUGGAGCUUAUCUUCUCCAUAUCACGUGGAAUGGACGUCAGUUGAAGGGGUCACCGUACAAGGUCAAUGUCAUUGGGGCUUUCUUCCCCCACAAAGUGUCCGUAACUGGCGAGGGUCUGAAGGGAGGCAUCAUGGGGAAAACCUCUGAUGUUUUAAUUGACGUCAGAAAGGCUGGACCUGGUGAGCUCACAGCUGCCUGUAUGGGGCCAUCAAAAGUGGCUAAUGUAGAGCUCCACGACAACAGAGACGGGACAUUCCAUCUGGCCAUCAAACCUUUGGAGGUUGGCAGACAUGUCCUACAGGUUAAAUAUGGAGGAGAGCAUGUACUGGGGAGCCCGUUUAUCCUGAAGGUCGGAUCACAGCCUGAUGCUAGCAAGGUCCGUGUGACUGGACCUGGAGUAGAACACGGUAUCCUAGCAACAUUCCAGAGCAGUUUUGUUGUAGAAACCCGAGGAGCUGGGGCUGGUCAGCUGACAGUGAGGAUCAGAGGACCUAAAGGAGGGUUCCAGGUAGAGAUGUACAGAGACAGCCAGAGAGAUCGCACCAUUCUCUGUCGGUACGACCCCUACGAGACCGGCCUCUACAUCAUCAGCAUACGGUGGUCUGGUGUAGAUGUCCCCGGAAGUCCAUUCCAGAUCAAUAUUGUGGACACACAGCAGGAACUGGAACAUCUGCUUCAGGAACAAUCUUACUCCAGCAGUUCAGCCACACCACGGACCUACGCUCAGUGGAAGGCGGAAAUAUAGAGUCCUUCCAAGCGUCAAUCAAAUCGGAUAGAAUAUGGUGUGUAAAAUUCCCUUACGGAAUUCGGAUAGACUUUUCAUCCAUACUCGAUCCUCAAAGUGUUGAAGGUACAAUUGUUUACCAAGGUACCAGAACUCAAUUUCAAGUGAUAAAAAUAUUGGUUUUUCCUUACGUGAUAUUUUCAUGCCAUUUUGAAGAUGAGUAAUCCAUCGAUAUGUUCUUUAAGAUAUCACUUAACUUAGUUACUUGAUCCAAAUCAUGCAAUCAAAUCUUUUUUUUUUUUUACUCAACUGUCGGAAAAUUUACCUCGAGAUUCAAAGCAAAGUUACAUGUUUUUGAUAUUUUGGUGCAACGACCAGGAAAAGUUGUGAAUUUGUACAUGAUACAUAUAUCUAUCAUAUAAUGAAACAUAAUCCCAAACUUACACACAUUUCAUUAUUAACAAUCAGGAUCGGGGUGUCUAUAGCAAAUCUUUAUAUAGAUACAUCCCAUUUAAUUAGUGCAUCAUCUACAAAAUAACAAGACACAAUCAUGAUUAACACCAGCCGGGUUUGUUAAACAGAUAUUGUAUAUAAAGUUUGAUAUUUUCUGUUUGUGAUAUUUUUAAAUAUCAAUACACCUUCUACAAGUAGUCUAACCUCACUAGGAAGUAUAACUCCCUCAGAUUCAUCGGUUCGUGGUUUGAGAGUUUACAAGUGACUUUCCUUUUUGUGAAACAUUCCCUUCAGUCAGGUUGACAAGCCCGUGUAUUGAGAUUCUUAGACUCUGUGUUUCGGUAUCGUCCUGUUAUUAAGGUGCUGUUUUGCUGUAAGAGCUGAUAAGUUUGAAAAGUUUACGUUUAAUCAUCGACGAAUUGUUUUUAUUAUGAUUGCUCAUACAAGACCACAAUGGAAUGAUGACCGAAUACUAAUUAAUGUUUCCACAUUAAUUUACGAUAAAAUGUGAUUGUAACAAUAAUCACCUCUGACAAAUACCAUAUGACACUUGUUGAAAUCCUCUUGUACUGAAAGGGUUGAAAUAGAAACAACAACACUUUCAGACAUUCUCUUGGGCAGGUGACCCCAUUACCUUUUUCAUGUCUGGCCAACUAGUGGUAAUACAUCUUGGUGGAAUUUGUCAUAAGAACUGAUGUAAAACAGUUCUCAUAUGUAGCUAGGCUUUUACAACGACACAAAUGUUUAUUUAAGCAUUUUCAUGACUAGAUUAUUUUCUUUGUUACUUUUAAGAUAUUCAAAUACCUACAUUAUGUGAUAAGUGAUAAGGAAUUAAAACUCCUGUGAUGACUCAUUGUCUCUCAGGACUUAAUAAGAGAAAGCAAAUUGGUCAGAUCAUUGUAAUGUUUAUAAAUUUGUGAUGACCAUGGUAAAUAUUUAAUAUGAAAUUUUUGCUAGGAUAUUUAUGGAUGCAGGCAUCGCUGCCUCUGUCUCCACAUUAAAAGUUUGAAAUGUGUGGUUACCAUAAAAUAUCCCUACGUAUAAUUAAACUCUCAUUACUUAUUACUGUAAGGUAAUUGUCGAGAUACUGUUCUGUUGAAUUUAAGAUUAAGGAUUACGAGUGUAAAGAGCUAUGUACUUUUUCUUUAUCUAAAAAAAAUUGUAGUCAUUUUGAAAUGAUAGAUUAUGAUAUUGUAAAUUUUAACAAAAAAGCGUUCUCCUGCAUGGGCAGGCUGUAGAAAAAACAGUUAACAGUGCUGUAUUGUUAGAUUGACUGGUCAUGUUAAGAAUCAGAGCGUUGCAUGAAACUUCAUACAGAAGCAUUGUCAUAACAUUGUUUUCAGAGCUACAAGCUGUAGUACAUUUAGAAAGCUCAUGCUGUAGUACAUUUAGAAAGCUCAUGUUUCAAGAAGGAAUGUUAUUGUUUUUUUUGUUUUUUUAUAUUUUGAAUAUAUUUCUAUCUUUUGUCUGUCAUAUUUUUACUAUGCAAUUUUCAUAAUUUGAGUAAAAGAUUUAUAUUGGAUAUGUGUAAAGAAUCAGAUAACUGUUGUUUACAAACA